UGGAGAAAGUGGAUGGACUGCUGCGGGCUGCAGGGCCCACCAGCCCUCCCUCUCUCUAUGGCUGGGUUUUUCCAGCUGGAGCCUCCCUCCCUCUACCGCAAUCACUGAAAGCCGCUACUCUCUACCGCGGCUGCUCCAGCGCAUCAUUUAUUUAUUUAUUUAUUGGCUUCUUUAUUUCUUUCCUCUUUUUCCCCCCCUGUACCAGCAGACCCCCCUCGGAGUCAGAGAGAGAAACGUUGCAGUCAGUCAGGGAGAAGUCCCCGCUGUAGGGGAGGAGGUGGGUGAGAGAGGGAUUGUGCGUGGAGCGGAGGGAGAACCCCGGCGCAGGAGGGGAGCUAGAAGCAGGGGUGGAGAGCUCGGCAGAAAUCUCCGCUGCUCCCCCCGCCUCAGCCACCCUCUCCCAGAGCCAUGAGCGCUUCUAGACAGGAGGCUGAAAGGAGUGAUGGGACCAUGGGCGGGAGCGAGCACGAAACUGAAUUACGGGACAGAGCCCACCUGAGCCAGGAGCGGAGGCUCAAACAGGCUACCCAGUUCGUCCACAAAGACUCCGCUGACCUCCUCCCACUGGACAGUCUCAAGAGGCUUGGCACUUCCAAGGAUUUGCAGCCACACAGUGUGAUUCAGCGUCGCCUGAUGGAAGGGAAUCUGGACCAGUUUCUCGGGGAGUCCUCCUUGGUUUGGGGCCAAGUUCAUGGAGCAGAGAGUACUAGAAAGCCCAGCAGGAAGGAGACCCCGGCUCUUCUUGUCCACUGUAAGUGCCGGGACCAGAUAUUAAGAGUGGCAGUGGAUACAGGUACCCAACACAACCAAAUCUCUGCCAGAUGCCUCAGUCGCCUUGGGUUAGGGGAGGGGACUCCAAAAGUCCCAGGCGGGAAAAAGGCUCCUGGCCCCCUGACCCACGUGGAGCAGCUGGAGCUGCAGUUAGGGCAAGAGACAGUAGCAUGCUCAGCUCAGGUGGUUGAUGAUGAGAGUCCUGAAUUUUGCCUGGGAUUGCAGACACUGGUAUCUCUCAAGUGCUGUAUUGACCUGGAACACGGUGUGCUACGGCUGAGAUCUCCUUGCCCAGAGCUACCAUUCCUGCCUUUCCACCAGGAGCCUGGCCAGUGACAACAAUCCCUGUCUG
Messenger RNA from Sarcophilus harrisii (Tasmanian devil), 1123 nucleotides. It is a transcript of the gene NRIP2, whose product is annotated as nuclear receptor interacting protein 2. Gene Ontology annotation, molecular function: aspartic-type endopeptidase activity. Lineage: Eukaryota; Metazoa; Chordata; Mammalia; Dasyuromorphia; Dasyuridae. The transcript has 6 exons. The record is from RefSeq and is a predicted model, not a curated record. Bases 409 to 1107 code for a protein of 232 amino acids. Gene Ontology annotation, biological process: proteolysis.